Merops nubicus (carmine bee-eater) is the source of this 714-nucleotide messenger RNA. RefSeq names its product F-box protein 16 (gene FBXO16). NCBI's taxonomy places the organism in Eukaryota, Metazoa, Chordata, Aves, Coraciiformes, Meropidae. The record is from RefSeq and is a predicted model, not a curated record. Bases 1 to 714 code for a protein of 237 amino acids. Gene Ontology annotation, molecular function: protein binding. The transcript is spliced from 5 exons.
AUGGCAUUUGCACCUCCUAGAAACAUGGAGGGCCCCAAGCUACAGACCAAGAUGAGCACUUGGACUCCACUGAACCAUCAACUCAUGAAUGACAAGGUUUUUGAAGAAAGAAAAGCCCUGCUUGGAAAAUGGUUUGACAAGUGGACAGAUGGUCAGAGGAGGAGGAUCCUGGUGGACCUGCUGGGACGCUGCUCCCUGGCACAGCAGAAGUUCUGUGCCAAGCAGCUACAGGCUCGAGUCCCCACCGAGGCUCUAGAUUUCACCACCAAGCUCCCCAGAGUCCUCUCUCUAUACAUCUUUUCCUUCCUGGACCCACGGAGCCUCUGUCGAUGUGCACAGGUGAGCUGGUACUGGAAGUACCUGUCUGAACUGGACCAGCUCUGGAUGCUGAAGUGCCUGCGUUUUGGCUGGUACAUCAACUUCUCUCCAACCCCCUUUGAACAAGGCAUCUGGAAGAAACAUUACAUUGAGAUGGUGAAAGAGCUGCACGUCACGAGACCAAAGACUCCUUCAAAGAACGAGUUCGUAGUUAUCGACGUGCAGCCAGUAAGAAGCAACGUCCCAGAAGCAAAACUUUGUGUGUCAGGAAGGAGGAGAAACAAGGAGAGGAGAGAGCUGCCCCCCUGGCGUUCCUCAGACAGGCACCCUACAGACACCAUCAGAUUCAACUACCUGGACAACUACCACCCCAUCGAGCAGGCCAGGCAGGCGUAA